AUGGCUUCACAAGGGAUGCAUUUGUUGGGCAGUGGUUUUGCCCUGCUUGGCUGGCUGGGUGUCCUUCUUGCCUGCCUCAUGCCAAUGUGGCGCGUGACAAGCUUCAUGGGUACAACCAUCAUUACCUCUGAGAUCACGUGGGAGGGCAUCUGGACGGCUUGCGUGGUCCAGAGUACAGGUCAGAUGCAAUGUGACCCUUAUGACUCCAUGAUGGCACUCAGCUCUGAGCUGAAGGCAGCCCAGGUCCUCAUAGUAGGAUCGCUUCUGACUGGCUCACUGGGUCUCAUACUGGCCUUAAUCGGAGGAAAAUGCACAAGCUUUCCGGACAACAGUAGUGGAGCUGUAAAAAAUAGAGUUGUCAUUGUUGCUGGUCUGGUACUGAUGAUUAGUGGCCUGCUCUGUAUGAUUUCUGCCACAUGGGUUGCUGCUGUUGUAAUCCAGAUGUUUAGCAACCCACAGAUACCUGUCGCCCAGCGCAGAGAAAUCGGUCCUGCUAUCUAUGUGGCCUGGGCCGGAUCCGUCCUUCUCUUAUUGAGUGGUAUCAUGCUUUGUGCCACAUCCUGUUCCAAGAAGACAGAAGAUGACAGCCCUUCAGUUGAUUACAGGGUUGUUCGUUCAUCUGGAACUGUAUCCACCAUCAGAAGUUCACAGCAAGUCCGGGUCUCCAGUCAAAGCCAGAAUAGAAAGAUUCUGUCAAAAUCUUUCAGCAGUGACAGCACUCCACUUAAUCAGCAUGACAAAUUAUCCUCUGAAGGAUCCAAGAAGAGCAAGAUUUCUGUGAUAGACUCUGAGCAAAGUGAUGGGCCAUCGACAAAGUCCCAGCUAAAUCACACAAACUCUAAUAACAGCCUUAGAUCUUCUAAUAGUGAAGCCAUUUCAACUAGUCCUAUGAAGACCUACAUCUGAUCCAGAAAGUCUCAAAAAAAUUGUCUUAGGAUGUAUCACAGACUUUUACGGAU
Messenger RNA from Clarias gariepinus (North African catfish), 959 nucleotides. RefSeq names its product claudin-4-like. The transcript has a single exon. Gene Ontology annotation, molecular function: structural molecule activity. The record is from RefSeq and is a predicted model, not a curated record. Gene Ontology annotation, cellular component: plasma membrane; bicellular tight junction. Gene Ontology annotation, biological process: bicellular tight junction assembly; cell adhesion. Bases 1 to 906 code for a protein of 301 amino acids. NCBI's taxonomy places the organism in Eukaryota, Metazoa, Chordata, Actinopteri, Siluriformes, Clariidae.